AUGAAACCUUCAGAAAAUUCUUCCAAAACCGGCCCUGAAAAUGGCUCAAGAACUCUUAAAUCAUCUGCUACAAUGCCAAACCCUUCAACGCUACCCGUUUCGAUUCCCAAUGAUAACGGUAGUGCGGCCCAACUGCGUGCCAAACGCCGCUCACGUUCACGAUCGCUGACUCGUGAUAUGACUAUGGACAUUGAAAACCCUCCACGAGCAUUCUCACAUCUAUCUUCUUAUCGGAACCCAAGUGAUAUGCAUUCGUUGGAAUUCCCUGAAGUUGAAGAAGAAGCCGCAGAUUGCGAGGACGACGAUAGCUUGGAAGUGACUGGAGAUAUGAGCAAAGGAAAAACUGGAACAGGAACAGGAACAGGGACAGGAGAACCAAUUGGAGCCAUCCACAGUCAUGAACUCAAUCAUUUCUUUAGCGACGAGGACGAUGACGAAGAUGACGAAGCAGAGUUUGGGACUGGUGCACAAUCGCGAGCUUCAACGACUCACUACUCGCUUGCAGAUGAGAUUAAUAUGCAAGAAUUAGCGGCUAAAUGCCAGGUGCUGAGCACCCAUAACUCCAUGGCAUCGUUUUCAGAUGUUGCUAAAACACCGGGCAGUGAUAGCGAGACGGACAUUCCAUCAAAAAAGUUGUUGCGUCGCAAAAGUUCGUUUAUUAAGCCAGAAUUGGCACGCCCUCCUCCUCCUCCUGUCAUUCCAGAAGAAGAGAUUGAACAUGAAGCUCCGGAGCCCCAUAGUCCGUUAUACGAAAAGGCACGAACUUUCUCUAUGGCUGAAGGUUCAGCGGCUACCACAACCACACCAACGCCAUCUGUUCCACCUACCCCUAAGCCACACCCAGUGGGCCGCAUUCCUGGGUAUAACCGAUUCGAGAAGCAAUCGAAUGAAGGUAAUUUUGUGCACGAUGGAGAAGUGGAAGACCCGUCCAUUGUGGCAGAGCUACGCAACAUGUAUUCUAAAGUGCGCAUUUGUCUUAAAAAGAGACGAAUGUUUCAGACACUUUCGCUUCAAGCUGAAGAAGAUAACCCUAAGAAUCAGAAUAGCUGGAAAGUAUAUCCACCACCUCCACCACCAUCUUGGGAAGCUCGGAAGCCAGUUAAUCCCGAUGACUCUGUGGGUGACGACUUUGAUUUCAGCUCUUGCGAAAUUCCCGGACCUGCUGAGGACCUUUUGUUUAAGGAAGAUGACUCGAGUGUUUUCCAAGUAUACUCAAGCGUUGCCAUGAUGGAGAAAAAUGAGCCUAUUAUUGCUGUUCCCACUUUAAGAGACUAUUACAUUGACUUGGAUGAGAUUAUUGGAAUUAGUUCUGAAGGUCCAGCCAAGUCGUUUGCCUUCCGUCGGCUGCAAUACCUUGAAGCCAAGUGGAACUUAUAUUCUUUGCUAAAUGAGUAUCAUGAGACAGCAGACUCGAAGCGCAACCCGCAUCGUGAUUUUUACAAUGUGCGUAAGGUCGACACGCACGUUCACCACUCUGCGUGCAUGAAUCAAAAGCACUUGUUGCGGUUUAUUAAGUACAAGAUGAAGAAAAACCCCGAUGAAAUUGUGAUUUUCCGUGAUGGUCGGGAGUUGACAUUAAGCGAAGUUUUUGAGAGUUUGAAUUUGACUGCAUAUGACUUAUCAAUUGACACGUUAGACAUGCAUGCACACAAAGAUACCUUCCAUCGGUUUGACAAAUUCAAUCUCAAAUAUAAUCCCAUUGGCGAGUCGCGUUUGCGUGAGAUUUUCCUCAAGACAGAUAACUACAUUCAGGGACGUUAUCUUGCAGAAUUGACCAAGGAAGUGUUGGAAGACUUGGAACAGAGCAAGUACCAAAUGAUGGAGUAUCGUAUUUCUAUUUACGGGCGCCAUCCGGGAGAAUGGGAUAAACUUGCAGCUUGGGUUAUCGACAAUAAGCUGUUCUCGCACAAUGUGCGAUGGCUGAUUCAGGUUCCUAGACUUUAUGAUGUGUACAAGAUGGGUGGGAUUGUUGAGUCGUUUGCAGAAGUUGUGCGUAACAUUUUUGAGCCACUGUUUGAGGUUACCCGGGAUCCAUCAUCUCAUCCAAAGCUGCAUGUAUUUUUGCAGCGUGUUGUUGGCUUUGACUCUGUUGAUGACGAGAGCAAAGUUGAUCGAAGAAUCCACCGCAAGUUCCCAAUUCCGCGGCUGUGGGACUCUAGCCAGAACCCACCAUACUCCUACUACUUGUAUUAUUUGUUUGCUAAUAUGACAUCGCUCAACCACAUGCGCCAGCGACGUGGAUUCAAUACAUUUGUGUUGCGACCCCAUUGUGGUGAAGCUGGUGAUCCGGAGCAUCUUGUUGCUGCAUUUUUGACAUCACAAGCCAUCAACCACGGGAUUUUGCUGCGCAAAGUUCCGUUCAUUCAGUAUCUGUUUUACUUGGACCAGAUUGGCAUUGCCAUGUCACCACUGAGCAACAAUGCUUUGUUUUUGACUUACGAUAAGAACCCAUUCUAUUCGUACUUUAAGCGUGGCUUGAACGUGUCGUUAUCGACAGACGACCCGUUACAGUUUGCGUAUACACGAGAGCCACUUAUUGAAGAGUAUUCAAUUGCAGCGCAGAUUUAUAAAUUGUCGAAUGUGGACAUGUGCGAGCUUGCGCGAAACAGUGUGUUACAGUCUGGUUACGAGAGUGAGAUUAAGCGUCAUUGGUUGGGCGAACGGUAUGAUUUAUCUGGACCUGAUGGGAACGAGAUUGAGAAGACAAAUGUGCCGAAUAUUCGGUUGUCAUUCCGGUAUGAGACGUUCCAGCACGAGUUUGAGUUGAUGGAUCAUUAUUGCGGGGUGGAGUAA
Molecule: messenger RNA, 2793 nt
Organism: Magnusiomyces paraingens
Lineage: Eukaryota; Fungi; Ascomycota; Dipodascomycetes; Dipodascales; Dipodascaceae
Exons: 1
Coding region: 1-2793 (930 amino acids)
Biological process (GO): AMP metabolic process; IMP salvage
Cellular component (GO): cytosol
Molecular function (GO): AMP deaminase activity
Source: RefSeq, a predicted model, not a curated record